This is a messenger RNA of Zeugodacus cucurbitae (melon fly), 2981 nucleotides long. RefSeq names its product Proton-coupled folate transporter. Gene Ontology annotation, molecular function: transmembrane transporter activity. The record is from RefSeq and is a predicted model, not a curated record. Gene Ontology annotation, cellular component: membrane. NCBI's taxonomy places the organism in Eukaryota, Metazoa, Arthropoda, Insecta, Diptera, Tephritidae. Gene Ontology annotation, biological process: transmembrane transport. The coding region runs from base 850 to 2697 and encodes 615 amino acids. The transcript has 8 exons.
UUUCAGUCGCUGCGCUCAAGUCGCCGCCGCUGGUUCGUUACUUUCGAAAUACGCUGCCGCAUGUGAAGAGUAGUGAGAAAAACUUAUCAAAAUAAAAAUAAUUAAAAUUUAAUGAAAUCAAAAGUAAUUCCAAAUCAGAUUGGUAAAAGUAAACAUUAAGAAACUGAAAAGUAAGCAAAGUGUGACGAGUGUUUAGGUGAGAGUGCUGAAGUGAAAAAUUUCUAAAACCACUAAAUAAGCGAAAAGUCGAAAAGCGUGCGUAUAAGCGCUAAAGUAACUGUAAUACAUAAUAAAGACAAAUAAAUUGUCAGCGAAUUGAAGGUGAAACGAGUAGAAAUUGUUUUUGUGCGCUGCCGUUGCAUACGCAGUUGCAUUUGCAGUGCUUCGACUGUGUGUACAUAGAAGAAGAAGCAUUCGAAAAUAAUUAACGCGUGAUUUUAAUUAGAAAACAAUAAAUAAAUACGUAAACUCUUAGAUACUUGCUAAUUAAUAGCGAAAUGUGUAAAGUCUGCGUUUUUGUGCGAAAAAUGUUUCAAUAAAUAAUCAUAAAAAAACUUGAUCGCAACUAAAAAUGAACAUUUUCCUUCAACUAUGAACCGGCGAAACUAAAACAACAACAAAAAGAUCACAACUAAUUGUGGUUAUGUUACAACUCUAAAAAAAAACACUUUUAUACGCUGCAUAACAAUAAUAAAUGUGCAACUAUUUGCAUUUAUAGCUACGAUUAUAAACCGCAAUUAAAAAAUACUAAAAUCCGUGCAAACAUUUUGUUUGAAGUUUUUUCGUCUGGCGUUUGAGCAAACUGUGCGAAUUUCCUGCAGUCAACCAUAAAAGCAUAACCCUCUCAAAAUGGGUCACAGUGCAGCCGACACAAGCGCCACCAGUCCGGUGGGUACAAAUCUGGCCGUAGCAACUAUAGCGCCGAUCACAGCGAAAAGCGUGGAAGCCAAUGGAAACCCACCAAAGAAGCCAACGUUGACUUGGCGUGAAAAAUUACAAAAGGUCAUCAAUAAUAUCACUGUGGAACCGAUACUCGCCGCAUACAUUAUGCCCAGUGUGCUGUCUGGACUGGCGACACAAAAUUUGAAUUUGGAAAAGGCGUGUCGCGUAAACAUGGAUUAUGGCGAGGUGGUGUGUGAUGCGCUCACACGACGUGAUACCGCCAAUUAUACGCUCGAGGAGGAGACCGUACAACAGAUGGUUGCACGCAUGGCCGCCUGGAAAACUGUGAUACAAUCGAUGUUUCCCUGUCUGCUCAUUCUGUUUUGGGGUUCGUGGAGCGAUCGGCAUCAUCGACGAAAACCUUGCAUACUCAUACCAAUAAUUGGCGAGUUCUUGGGUACAGUGGGUCUCAUACUCUGUGUGUACUUCGAGCGUACGCCGAUGGAGGUCGCCGCUUUGACGGAAGCCAUAUUUCCUUCGCUUAGUGGUGGUUGGUUUACGAUGCUAAUGGGGGUCUUCAGUUAUAUAGCCGAUAUUACUACGGAAGAGGAACGUACGUUACGUAUUGGUAUAUUGAAUGUGUGCUUCUCAGUGGGCGUACCCAUUGGUAUGGCGUUCAGUGGAGUGCUACUGAAAAAAAUUGGUUUCUAUGGCGUCUUCUCUAUCUCAGCAACCCUCUAUUUGUUCUCAUUCCUAUAUGGUUUAUUCUUCUUGGCUGAACCGCGUGCCAAACCAGAGAAGAGUGUGCCGAAAGGAGAACGUAAGAGUUUGUUAGCUGACUUCUUCGAUAAAGAUCAUGUGGUCGAGACCUUCCGUGUGGCCUUUAAGCGUGGCGAGAACCAGCGUCGUCAGCGUGUAAUAAUGCUUAUGGUUGUUGUGAUGGUUGUGAUUGGACCAAUGCAUGGUGAAAUGGCUGUGACAUAUCUCUUUACACGUUUCCGCUUCAACUGGAGCGAGGUGGAGUUUAGCGUAUUCUCGACCUAUGCAAUGGUUACUGGACUAGUUGGCGUGCUUUUCUGCGUCGGCAUACUUUCGCACAAAUUGAAGAUCGAUGAUGCGCUCGUUGGCGUCAUUUCCAGUAUGUCUAAGAUACUAUCGGGUUUCGUGUACGCUUUUGCUACCGUGCCCUGGCACAUGUACGUCGGUGCGAUUGUGGAGAUCUUUAACGGUACUGCCUUCAUAGCUAUGCGUUCGAUUGCCACCAAGCUGGUGCGUAAAGAUGAAUUGGGCAAAGUGAAUUCGCUGUUCGGUGUUGCCGAAGCGCUGAUGCCUAUGGUUUUCGCACCCAUGUACACCACUUUGUAUGCGGCUACAUUGAAAGUAUUACCCGGCGCUUUCUAUUUGUUGGGCGGUGCGCUUACCGCACCCGCAGUAUUUAUUUUCCUCUGGAUGUACAACUUCCAAUGCAAGCAACGGCGCAAGGCGAUUGCACAAGCCGCCGAUAGUGAAACUGGCGGUGUUGGUGGCGUCACUAAGGCGGAUUGUCUGGACGCCAAAGACGCGAAUGGUAAUAUUAAUGCGAUUGAGGCGAUAGCGUUGGCGAGCGAGGCGAAGGGCCAACUCAAUGGCAUUGUAACGAAUGUGAUACAUGAAAACCUGGAACAGGCCGAACAUGCGGCCGAAUGUGUGCAACGGGAUACUGAAGCGCGCGCAGCGGUUGUGGCGCAGGCGCAUACGUUACCCAACGGUAUGGAUAAUAAGGCGUUCGAAAGUGAUGAAGGAGAAUUGCGCCAGCGUCAACAAACGAAAGUGUAACUAAUAUGCUUGGGCGUGGACUGCAUAUGAGAGUAUUUUUGCGAUGUACGAUUUUAUUGUAAGGAGCACUAGGAGUAGAAAGUUAUGGGGGUGUACCCAGUAUAUACACUGGUAGUGUGUGAUGUAUUAUUUUUUUUUUAUUUGGAGACGUGUAAAGUUAUAAUUAUGUAAUUUUAAAUAAGUAUACAAAAAUAUAUUUUUUGUUAGUUUAUAAGUAAUUUAAGUUGAACACUAUGUAUUCUACUAUUAAAAUAAAAGACACUAAGUAGUUUUUGUUAAUAAAA